Andrographis paniculata is the source of this 2573-nucleotide messenger RNA. Its product is annotated as protein KINESIN LIGHT CHAIN-RELATED 2-like. Lineage: Eukaryota; Viridiplantae; Streptophyta; Magnoliopsida; Lamiales; Acanthaceae. The transcript is spliced from 2 exons. The record is from RefSeq and is a predicted model, not a curated record. Gene Ontology annotation, molecular function: protein binding. Bases 378 to 2456 code for a protein of 692 amino acids.
AAUCCACAUGCCCUUAAAUACAGACAGUUAUCCACACUUUUCCAUCCAAUUCCCCAAUCAUCAAAGCCAUAUUUUCUUCCCAUUAAUGGCACUUCGUCUCAAUCUUUGAUUACCCCUUUCUGCCCUUCACUUCAAUUUUUAUAAACACGACAUUAUAUGCUUAGAUAUAUGUAGAUAUAGAUAUGAACAUAAAUAACUUAAUUCAAUGGAAAAAUCAAAUCUUGGAAGAUUAUAAUCAAGGUAUUGCCAUGCCUUUGGUUUUACAUUCAGUACUCAUUUGUUUGAUGUUUUGGGGAUUCUGGAAAACUAAAAAGGAGUGAUUUUUAUUCAAUUAUUGAUCUCUGGAUGCAUUGAGUUUGACUGUAUGUUAUUUCUGUAUGCUUAUCCGCUGUGAAGUGACCGAUAAUAUCGAUGGAUUUUGUUUCUUUAUUACUCUGUCAGACUGUCAGCUGUUUGUUAGAAGCUUUUGUAUAGAGACAAAGAGCAUUAACUCACUGCAAUGUUUGUACAUGGAUAGACACAAAACAAUGAAAGCAAAUCCGCCUGAUACUCGUGUUGAUUCAACUCCUGUUUUCUCAAUGCCUGAUUGCUCUGUCAAUGGAGUUUUUGCCAAGGGGUCGCCAAGAAGUCCUUUGAUCAGCACAGGGAAUGCAUCCUUUAGUGUCGUAAGCCCCGAGAGUGACCUUUUCGAUCUCAUCUUAGAUGGAGCCAUCAAUGAUACUUCGAUCGAGCAGAUGUGUUUGUAUCGAAACGUAUACGAGAUGGAGAGUUCCGAUCAGUCCCCUUCCCGGUGUAGCAGCUUCAUAUCAUAUGGUCAUGAAUCGUUCAUCGACUCCGAGCUAAGGUUUCUUGCUCAAGGGAGGGCUGUAACAGAAGAGGAAACAAGUAAACUUGUUGAAGUAAGUGAUCCUGGCUUAGAAAGCAAAUGUGUUCAAAAAGCAGUCCAAGAUACGUCUUCCAGGAAGAAGGAGAAGAGAAUGAAGUGUAGGAAUGGAGACAACGAUUACUUAGGACCGUAUUUGCUCAAACAGGCGAGGGACACGAUGGUGUCGGGGAACAACACUCGCAAGGCUCUUGAAUUGGCCAUUCGGGCGAUGAAAUCGUUCGAAUCUUGUGUUGGCGCGGAGUCGAGAUUACGUUUGGUUAUGUGUCUCCAUGUUGUGGCCGCGUUGCACUGCAGGCUUGGGGAGUACGAUGAAGCCAUACUAUUUCUCGAGAGAUCGAUUGAGAUUCCGGCAAUGGAAUUAGGCUCAAACGACGCUCUCGCCAAGUUCGCAGGGUGCAUGCAGUUGGGAGAUACGUACGCCAGCCUCGGCCUGAUCGGGAAGUCCAUAGAGCAUUACACUAAUGGUUUGGCAAUCCAACGGCAAGUGCUCGGGGAAAAGGAUGUGCGGUUUGGCGACACGUGUAGGUAUUUGGCCGAAGCGUAUCUUCAAGCUUUUCAGUUCGACGAGGCCGAGAGGCUUUGUGCCGUGGCCCUCGAGAUCCAUAAGACCGGGUCAAAGGAAGUGGAAGACCGGCAGCUUAUGGGAUUGAUCCUCGACACGAAAGGGGAUUACGAAGGCGCGCUCGAGCAUUAUCUUCUUGUGAGGAAUGGCACGGCAGGCGAUGGGAGCAAUGCUAGCAAGGUGUCCAUGGAUUGCAGCAUCGGGGAUGCGUACGCUUCGUUGAAACGAUACGAUGAGGCCGCUGUCGAGUACCGGAAAGCGCUCAAGACAGUUAGGUCGAGCAGAGGAGACGACGGCCGGUUGUCAGUUGCAUUUGUUUUUGUCCGGCUUGCUGAUUUGUGUUGCAGGAUGGGAAACUUUGUCGAAUCGAAGAUGCAUUGUGCCAAUGCUCUUAGAGUUUACGUCAAGCGGAUGUCGAAGAUGAGACCCGACGAUGUGGCGGAUGGUUUGGUAGAGGUGUCCGGGGUGUACGUGUCGAUGGGGGAGAUCGACGAGGCGAUACGGGUGCUGAAAAGAGCGGUCAAUGUGUACGGAAAUGCGCCGGGGCGUACGUGCAUUGUUGGCGGGAUCGAAGCACAGACGGGCGUGCUGUAUUACAUCGCGAAAAAUUACGUCGACUCUUACAAGUAUCUAAAGAAGGCUACUACAAAGUUUAAGUUGAUUGGGGAAACAAAGACAGUCCUUUAUGGCAUUGUGUUGAACCAGAUGGGGAUGGCUUGUUUGAGGCUGGACAUGAUCGAGGAAGCUAAGGAUUCGUUAGAGGAAGCGAGGAGUGUAUUGGAAAGGGAAUGCGGAUCAUACCAUGCAGAUAAGUUGGGAGUUUAUGGCAAUCUUUCGGGGACGUAUGAUGCAAUGGGAAGGAUUGAUGAUGCAAUAGAAUUGCUGGAGCAUGCUGUGGAGACGAGGGAGAAGAGGCUUGGGAAGGGUAAUCAAAGCAUGGAAGAGGAGAAGAACAGAUUGGCUGUGCUGUUGAAGGAAUCGCGUGGAAUUGGGAAAACCAGAAGAUGAAUCCUUCUUGCAAAGACAAAUCUUUUCUGAAACCCUGUGGAAAUGUUCUUCUUCUUCUUCUUCUUCUUCUUCAUUGGAUGUAACGGAAAUUUUUGUUACAGUAUGUGGUUUUAGACC